Molecule: messenger RNA, 1540 nt
Organism: Drosophila busckii
Lineage: Eukaryota; Metazoa; Arthropoda; Insecta; Diptera; Drosophilidae
Product: aspartate aminotransferase, cytoplasmic
Exons: 3
Coding region: 95-1468 (457 amino acids)
Biological process (GO): L-aspartate biosynthetic process
Cellular component (GO): cytosol
Molecular function (GO): L-aspartate:2-oxoglutarate transaminase activity; pyridoxal phosphate binding
Source: RefSeq, a predicted model, not a curated record
GAACAAAUUUACAGUUGUUUAGUCUGUAAAUACUUUUUGGUCUGGAUCAAAAUUCAAAGUAUUUAGGUAAUUUUAUAAAUCGUUAAACGUGGCAAUGAGUGCGGUCUCCAUGCUAUUGCACAAAGUGCUGCAAUCAGGACUAUGCAGAGCGACCACACGCUGCAGUUCCAGCAGCGUUAAGUUUGAGCCCUUUGCGCGUAUUGAGCCUGUGGCGCCCAACGAGCAUAAUCGACUGGAGGCGGCUUACCACAAUGAUACAAGUCCGCUGAAACUCAAUCUGAGUGGCGAGUUCUAUCGCAAUAGCGAUGGCAAACCGCAAGUCUUUCAAGCCGUACACAAAGCAGCCAUUGGCGUGGCUUGCGAUGAGAAACUGUCGCAGGAGCCGUUGCCGCCGCUGGGCAAUGCUGACUUUAUAAAGGCGGCUAACGAACUGAUACUCACCAACUCCGCGGAGGCGUUGCUGGAGAAGCGCGUGCUGGGCGUGCAGACGCGUUCGAGCCUUGAUGCGCUGCGUGUGGCCGCGCAGUUUCUGCGCGAGAAGAUGAAAUGCAAUGUGUGCCUGUUGGCGAAGCCAAGUUCUGAGACAUAUGAGCGUAUUUUCAAGCAAGUUGGCUUCCAGUGCCACAGCUAUCAGUAUUUUAGUGAGGCCAAAGGCGAGUUGAACGUUUUCGGUCUGGUGGCGGAUCUGAUGACUGCGCCAGAGGGCUCUGUGGUGCUGCUGGAUGCCUGCGCACAGAAUCCCACGGGCUUGGAUCCCAGCGUAGAUGAAUGGAAGCUCAUCAGUCACAUAAUCAAGUGUAAGAAAAUGUUGCCAUUGCUGCAUCUGGAGUCACACGGCUUGGCCACCGGCGAUGUUGUGCAGGAUGCUUGGCCAGUGCGUUACUUUGCUGGAUGUGGCUUCGAUGUGCUCUGUGCUCAGUCAUUUGUCAAGAAUUUCAGUCUCUACAAUGAGACUGUGGGUCAGCUAAUGAUCGUGCUUGGUAAUCCCAAGCACUUGCCUGCGGUGCGUGAGCAUCUGGAGAACAUGCUGUUAACUGAAAAGGAGCAAAGCUCGUCGGUGUUUGCCAGUCGCAUUGUGGCCAAAAUUCUAACAACCACUGCACUCCAUCAGGAAUGGACUCAUACGAUCAAGGACAUACAUCAGCGCCUGCAUAAAAUGCGUACGUUGUUUGCCAAAAAGUUGAAGGAGCUGAAAACUCCUGGAAACUGGGAUCAUCUAAGCGAUCAGAAGGGUCCAUAUCUCUAUACAAAUCUGAAAAAUAAGCACUUACAGCAAUUACAAGCGCGUCACAUUUAUAUUCCCAGCUCGGGCCGCAUUAAUGUUGGAGCACUGAGAACAAAUAAUGUGGAAUAUUUGGCGAGUGCCAUCAAUGAUGUCCUUAAAUGUAAACAGACUGAUACAGUUGAUACAGCCGAUCUUACCUCCGCUCAUCUGCAUGCUUUGCAGCAUUUUUUUAAUGCCGCCUAAUUGAAAAUUACUUGCACUUUGAUACAUUAAACUUGUUAUGCUACAAUGAUUAAUGCACUACGCUUUAAGCUU